Messenger RNA from [Torrubiella] hemipterigena, 4565 nucleotides. The record is from the annotation of a GenBank genome assembly. NCBI's taxonomy places the organism in Eukaryota, Fungi, Ascomycota, Sordariomycetes, Hypocreales, Clavicipitaceae.
GCAUCUCGUCCUCCCCUCCCGCCAACACCACCAACGGGUUUUCUACACACACACAUACACAGCAAUGGCUCCCGAAAAGAAGAGAGGCACCAUCGGCAAAGUCCUCAUCGUCGGAGGCAACGGCUUCCUCGGCCACCACAUCGUCAACCAGGCCCUCGACUCAUGGACCACGACGAGCGUCACCUCCGUCGACCUGCGCUGCUCUAAGAACCGCCGCGACGAGGCCGCAUACCACGAAUGCGACAUCACCGACAAUGAGAAGCUGGCCGAGCUCUUCAUCAAGCUUGCCCCCGACGUUGUCAUCCACACAGCGUCGCCUGUUGCCGACGACACCGCAGUCGCCAAGGACCUCUUCCUCAAGGUCAACGUCAACGGCACCCAGUCUGUCAUUGAGGCCUGCCAGAAGGCAAACGUCAAGGCCCUCGUCUACACAAGCUCAGCCAGUGUCAUCAGCGACAACACGCUCGACCUGCGCAACGCCGACGAGCGCUGGCCCGUCCUGCGCGGCGCCCAGCAGAAGGAGUACUACUCCGAAACAAAGGCUGCCGCUGAAGAGCUCGUCAUCAAGGCCAACCGCACCGACCCCUACAAGCUGCUCACAACAUCGCUCCGUCCCGCCGGCAUUUUUGGCGAAGGCGACGUCCAGAACCUCGCCGGCCUGCUGCGCGCCUACAAGGGCGGCAAGACCAACGUCCAGAUUGGCGACAACAACAACCUCUUCGACUUUACCUACGUCGGCAACAUUGCCCACGCCCACUUACUCGCUGCCCACCGCCUGCUCGCCACUCUUGGCGCUUCCACGCAGCCUCUUGACCACGAGCGUGUCGACGGCGAAGUCUUCUUCAUCACAAACGACUCCCCCGUGUACUUUUGGGACUUUGCCCGUGCGGUGUGGCGCGCUGCCGGCAACGAGAAGGGUACCGAAGGCGUCUGGGAACUCAGCCGCGAAAUGGGCGCCUUCUUUGGCAUGGCCUCUGAGAUCUUCUUCAGCAUCAUCCAGAAGCCUGCUACCUUUACCAAGCUGCGGGCUACCAUCUCCGGCAUGACUCGCUACUACAACAUCACAAAGGCCAAGACGGUGCUUGGCUACGAGCCCCUGUGGACAGUGCAGGAGGGCAUUGAUAGAGGCGUUGGCUGGUUCCUCGAGCAGGACAAGAAGGCUGCUGUCAAGGCCUAAUGACUGUGAUUGUGAGAGACAACUGAUGAAGGAAAAUUAAAAGGACACGGAGACGCCAUUUAUUGUUCUGUUGGCAUUUAUAAUUUAUAAUGAAGCUAGCUAGCUACUUGACUUUUCGUAGCUGCUGCUGUUGUUCGCAUCGUGCGCAUCGUUUUUAAUUAGUACAUAUCUUGAUAAUACAGAGAAAAUACGGCCGCGAUGGCACUGAUGUAAUGCAUGUGUCUUCUCUCAAGCAAAACAAUUUAUGUAAAAUUAUAUACUACAGUCACGGGGGUUUUCUAGCAGAAUCAAAAAGUGUUCCGUUGUAAAGUUUAAUGUGUUUCUUAUCACUAUAGUCGCCAUUGCAACUUAAAAAUUAAAAAGAGAAACACGAUUGAAUGUCCUCUAAAGAGAUAACCAGUCUUUUAAGGUGUUACUCCCAUUGAAUUUCGUCUUCCAACUAAUGCGCAAAACAAAAUGCUUCGACCUCGCUCCGAUCGGAUCGAGCGUUAAAACUCCCAUGAUGCUUCAAUCUCUUCGUUUUUUCGACUUUCGUUCUUCUACUCCCUCUUGCGCCAUCCAAAUGUGCUAUGCUUCAUACGUAUAUAACAAAAAUUGUACUGCUUUGUAAAAAAGCAAUGCAUGCUGCCGAAGCAGACAAACGUGCUUCUUCUUCGAUGACAACCAACCACACCAGCGCCGCCUGUUUUCGUCACUCCGUAUCAUCUCGUUGCCAAAAAAACAAAACAAAACAAAAAUACACAAACAGUCCACCCAAUAUGCCAAGCAACAAUCUCCAGGAAAACAACUCGCUUUCAUUUGUACGUCGUCCAUGCCCUCGACAUAUGCCCUCAGCGGCACAAGCCAUGCGUGCCUGGAAGCAGAAUACCUUGCCACUAGAGGGCCUAUUGUCGAGAGCCAAUGGAAUAUAAACUAAAACGCCGCAAAACGCCAAUCAAUGGGUGCAAAAAGAAACUCAUAAUAAAAUAUGAACCAACGCCUGCGCUUAGCGGAAAUGUGUCAAACGGCGCUGACACGCUAUGAGUUGCCGACACCAAGACCACCGGGGGGAUGACGACCCCAGGCCGAGUUGCGCCAGUCGCCCCGUUGGCCGUUCUCUGGAGCGCUCAGGUUGCUAUCGGACGCAGUGUACUGGCUAUUCUUAUAGGGAGACGGACGCUCGUCACCGGAUGUCCAGAGCUGGGGUGGAGUUCCCAUGGUUUGGUUCGGGGCAGCGGGAUCGUUGAUGGGCCGGACAGUUCGCUCGGCCUGCCAAAGGGAGGGGUCUGUUUCGACUCGCUUCGGGGGCGAUCGGCUAGACAUGUCUUGACGGUUAUAGACUUCGUUCACAUCGGCUAUUUGGACUUGUCCACGACGAUCCUGGAAGCGUUUGAGAAUCUCUUUGGUGGUGACUUCUCCAGGUCCGCUAAAGAGGUACGGGUCGUUCAGGAGCGAAAGCAACUCAUCUGGGACCUGGCACAUUUCUUCAAUGUUGGUGAUGAGUACCUCGACAGCCUCAAUAACAAACAUAGCCUCGUUGUCGAGGGCUGGUGCCUUGGAAGGAUUGGUGAGAAUGUUGGGUGCAAUAACAGUAGCGAGAUUGCGGACAUCCAUUUUAGAACCACCCUCAUCGUCAAGUUGGUGGAAAGUGCCGGCCCAUUUCAAGAAUGUGAAUAGAAUCUCCAAACAGUCUCGAUGGCUCUUGGGUAGAAGGCAGCAUAGCAGAUGUAGACACUGCUUCUUCUUGGCAGGGUCCGAAAUCUUGGCUGCACUGGUCCAUAGGCCGUACAGCUUGUGCGUCAUCAACGGAUCAGGCAGCUCGCGCAGGUAUCUCUUGAGCAGAGCCGCUAGCUGAAUCACGGGCUGCUCCAUGAAGUUAACUGAGUCACAACCCUCUGCAUUGAUGCGCUCCACCAUCUCCAGUUGCUUCUUGAUGUUGCCGUUCUUUCGGAAAACGCCCUCCACCGACAAGUCCAUCUUGCGCAUGCAGGUGACAAUAUCAUCGACAAUAGCAGGAACACGUAGCGCACCAGGGCCGACACCAUCAGUGGAUUCAGCUCCAUCGCGCUCAAUGAUAGAGUCCAGAGGGACGCCAAAGACACCCUUCUUCUUCGUACCCUUAUUCUUAUCGUUCUUGAAAGCUUUACCCAAAUUCUUCCAAAAUGUGGCAGGUUUUCUGGCCUCAAUGAACGAGAGAAGCUCCUCCAGACUGACUUCCUGCUCGACAAGCGGAUGCAUUGUCAGCACCGCCAAGAGGCGCAUGUUGAAGUACUCUAGGGCAGACAACUCUGGGAAAAACUUGCGAGUGAUUCGAGCUGGGACGGAAUCCGGCGUGCGGAAGUCUGCGUCCUUCCCUAGGGAAAAUGCGCGGUUGUGUCGUGUAGCGGGAGCUGCGGGUUGGCCAACAGCCUGCUGGUUUUGCUUCUCGCGCGAUUGUUCGGCGGCCACGAUGCGAGGGAUAUCAUCUAGCGUAAUGGCAUCGUUGUGACCAAACAUGGCAUCCGUAGAUUCCUGCGGGCCAGUGUCUGCGUCUCCAGCCGGUGAAACUUCCCGUAGAGCACGACCAUCUCCCUCAAAAACCUUGGAUGUCCUUGCACGACGGACGCUAGUUGAAAGAUGUCGAUCAAGCCUCGUGCUUCGGAGCCGGCGAACUUCGUUCAAGGUAUUUUCAUAUGUAGACUCGCGGCGCGCCUCGUUUCCGCCAACUGGGGAAUAAGAUUUUGAUCGUGAAUCGGCUGUUAAGCGUGGAGGCUCGGUAAUUAGGUUGUUCUUGUCGACGUUGGCGAUAGGGUGGGAUGGGAUGGCCCCAUUGCUGCUGAGGAUAUUCAACAGACGUGCGAGCGCUACUUGCAAGAGGAAGAUAAACUGUUGCAGUUUGGAGACAUACUCCAAUUGUGUCGCAGAAUCGAGCUGUGGCGCGCACUUGAGACAGUACAACUUGCCUUCCUGUGCAUUAUAGCGGGUGUCGACUAGCGUACGUCCAAGUUCGCGGCCGCAACGGUUACACCCAACACAAGCGAGAUGCCAACGAGAAUCACCGUUCUUUGCGCACUCAUCUUCAAUGGCUCUCCUACAUAAUGCACAUUGAUCGGAAUCCUUGGCAGAGAGUCUAACAUCUGCCAUGGCUGCUUGCAACAUACCGUCGUCUGUCUUGGAAGCAUCAAAGUCGUGCAGGUCGUCGAGAAAUUGGUUGAGGCCGAGGCUGUUCUGAUCCUCGCGCUCAAGUCGGAGUGCGCCCUGUAAGCAAAUACGAAUAAGAAGCUUCAGGUAGUGUGCCAAGCCGGUAACCAGGGACAAAAGUUCCUGUGUAACACCCAGCUUGCGAGCUUCGUUGUCCUGGGUUUUCGAUAAGAGUGAGAAGAAGGCAACAAUCUUUUUGCACAGUAAUUUUGCUUCGCGUCCAUAUGAC